AAUCUGGAAGUAUUUUGCCUUUACCGUCGGCGAAAGGCAUUUGAUCCUGUAGGCUUGCCGUAGUCGAAUCCAUCAUGGCGCCUGUCAACUGACUCAAAACUUUUGUCGUUCCAAACUUUUUUUUAACGGACAUGUCUCUCACUCUCCUGACAGCUGGUUUCAGGGCACUCCAUCUUUUUAAAGCCGCAUUUGACAUGAGAUGAAGAAAGAGCACGAAAAAAGAUUGUCAAGAUGUAAAUAUUUCUGUGUGCUAACUUCUGUGUGACCGCUGUAAAGAUGCAUCGCUAGUUGCUAACUAGCCACUUUCAGAUGUCAUAACGGACAAUAACCCGACUGAAACUCACUCACGUGCCUGUUUUUAACUUCCGGUAGCUGAUCGGUCUGUUUGAUAUCUAAAAAUGUGUCGUUUUCUACGCUACUGUGUCAGCCACUUCCUCCAUGCAGCGAUGACCCGGCUGGAGGAGGUGAACGGGGACGUGAGCCUGUGGUCGUCGGUCCGGUGUCUGGGCUCCCUCGCCGGGCUCAACCUGCUGCUCGCCCUGUGUCUGGGGCUCUAUGCUCGCUGGGAGAGGACCGCCGACACCACUCUGCUUGUCACCUUCAUAGUGGCUCUGAUUGUUCUCGGAAUAGCGAGUAUAGUUUACUACUACUUCAACAUGGAGAGAGUCAGCCUCAGCCUCCUCCACCUGUGGUUCGGGUUCCUGCUGGGGCUGCAGUGUUUCCUCAACAGUCCCGCCCUGCAGGGCGACGUGAAGGAGCAGGCAGCCAACUACCUGCUGCUGGCCAGCGUGGCUCUGAGGACGCUGUGGGCGCUGCUGGAGAGACUGUUUGGAUGCGCCAAGUACCGUCCUGCCUUCCUCACCUCUGCAGAGCGGCUGGAGCUGGUGGGCUUUGCCACCGCCAGCACGGUGCUGCUCAUCCAGAAGUCCCUGAGCGUGAUGGUGCUGGUGGUGGCGCUGGCCACGCUGAUGGUUGCCCUCCGGAUGAAGGCUCUCCUGGCGCUGCCCAACUUGGUUUGCUUUGCUGUCAUCACCGCCGUGCUGUUCUUCAGAUCUCUGAACAUCACCAUCAAUCCUUUCGCCCUCGCUUGCUUCUUCAGCCAGCUCAUCUGCGACCCUCUGCUGGAUGUCUACUUCAGCGGGCUCUCUGUGACCGAGCGAUGGCAGCCUUUCCUGGUGUGGCGAGGUCUGUGGCGCCGGCUGUCGCUCCUGCCUCUGCUGGUGGUGGAGGUGGCCUUCAUCAUUCUAGCUGCUCGAAAGCUGACAGACCUGGAGCAGUGGUACCUGAUGAUCCCAGGCUUUGUUGUCUGUGUGCUCUUCUGGGCCAUCUGCCACAUGGUGUUUGUCGUCACAGUGUGGGGCUUUCACACCAAGCUCAGCGAAUGCCAGAGGCUGUGUUUGUCCCAGGGGUCAGGGGUCAGCGGCCUGGACAAGGUUAUGGCCUCGAAGGGCAUGAGACAUUUCUGCCUCAUCUCUGAACGCCUGGUGCUCUUCUCUCUGGUGUCAACUGUUGCUGUUGCAGCUCUUUGUUGGCAGGCCUCCAGCAGCAUCUUUGUGAGCAUGUUCCUGCUCGUCCUGCCUCUGGAGUCUCUGUUUCACGGCCUUUUCCAUGAGCUGGGGAACACCCUGGGAGGAACCUGUGUGGGCUACGCCGUGGUCAUCCCCACCAACUACUGCAGUCCUGACGGGCAGCCCAUGCUGCUGCCUCCAGAUCAGGUUCAUGCGCUGAACAGGCGCUCUACGGGCAUGUUGAACAAUGUGCAGCGCUUCUUUGCCCACCACAUGAUUGAGGCUUUUGGCUGCGACUACUCUACCAGCGGGGUGAGCCUGGAGGCUCUGCAGGCCAAGAUCAAAUCCUUCUUGGAGCUUCGCACGGCAGACGGGCCUCGACACGACACCUACAUGAUCUUCUACAGCGGUCACAGUCACCGCUCCGGAGAGUGGGCAUUAGCAGGGGGAGACACUCUUCGUCUGGAUCAGAUCUUGGAGUGGUGGAGGGAGAAAAACGCCAGCUUCUGCUCCCGGCUCAUCUUAGUGCUGGACUGUGACAACUCACUGCCGUGGGUGAAGGAAGUCAGGAAGGUGGAGGGUCUGUAUGUGGCCGUGCAGGGAGCGACGCUAGCUCGAGUGACGGACGUCGAGUUGCAGGAUCCGCCACAGCUGGGAGACUUCACCUCUCAGUGGGUCGAGUAUAACUGCAACUCCAACUCCAACAUCCAGUGGUCUGGAAGGGGAAGGCCGGUUUCUGCCACCUACGGUAUCUCCAAACACUGGAGUGACUAUAUGCUGCACCUGCCGUCAGGAAGUGACGUCACCAACCACUGGAGCAUGUACUUCCCUCGGAUGACCUACCCGGUGGUCCAGUUGGCGCUGUGGUGCAGCGGGCUCAAUGUGCUCUGGCUCUGCAGCGUCUGCCUGCGAUGUCUUAAGAGAGUUAAACUCAACUGGUUUCCACCAGCGAUACUGGACACUGGUCAGGGCUUCAAACUGGUCAGAUCAUAGAAAUAUGAACACAGGCUAUUUUUAUUUUCAGAAUAUAUUUCCCCGACCCUGAAAAUAGGCAGCUAACCAGUAGUUACUGAGAAACUAAUCACUUAGUUACUGAUUUGGAAUUUGUCUUUUUUAGUACCAGUUUUUAUAGUCUUUGCAAAGUUUUCUAUUAUUUUGAGUUUCUAGCUACGAUUUAGAUGUCGUAACAUCCCUGUUGAACAAAUAUGUCAACAUAGAGACUAAGGAUGAAUCUAUUUAGCUAAUUUUGGCGUUGCGUAUUUACUUUCAGAUUUGAUUCCACCUUGACUUUAAGAACAUUCGUGCCUUGUACCAAAAAAUUACCAAAGAACAUCCAGGUCUUUAGGCUGAUUUUUUCUGUUUUUUAACUUUAACCAAAGUUGCCGUGGUACAUGAAUCAUUUAAGCAAUCUAGAGACAAAUUUCUAGAGCUCAAAAUGUAUUGUUCUUGUAUUUUGAUUGUAAAAUGAUUCCUUUUUUACUGCAUUUUUACGCUCCAAGCUUUGAGUAUAUUCAAUGCACUGCUUUAUGACUGUUGUAACAGCAUUUUAUAAUGCUUUAGGGGUGACUUUUAAAUGCUCUCCAGCUGCUUCAGGGAGUUCAGGAACGGUUGUUUUAUUUUUAAAUUAAAAAAAGAAACUAUACUGAUGAAUGCACUACACACAGAAAUGUGUGCGAACUACAGUAUUUAUGUCAUUUUAAACCCCCAGGAUUGAUAUGAUCCAUUUACUUCCUGGGGUUUAAAGUUUUCUGAGCUAUGCAAGAUUAUUCAGGUGAAAGAUGGGUGAAACUAUGCAAUAAAGGAGAAGUGGAAUUCACUGCUCAACUUUAAUUAAA
This is a messenger RNA of Centropristis striata (black sea bass), 3343 nucleotides long. RefSeq names its product transmembrane protein 168b (gene tmem168b). The record is from RefSeq and is a predicted model, not a curated record. Bases 399 to 2501 code for a protein of 700 amino acids. Lineage: Eukaryota; Metazoa; Chordata; Actinopteri; Perciformes; Serranidae. The transcript has 4 exons.